UCCAUCUCAAUAACUGUUUUUCCCACUAUGGUAUUCACCGUGAAGCGAGGUUAUGUGAACCAAGUGCUUCAUUAUCCAUUUCUGACUAAUGUAGCCUCAACGUUGUCUUGCUGCAAAGAGAGCUAACGUUAACCAAGUGCGCUGUUCUAUUCCAUUAGACCAAAACCAGUGGACUAGUUAAAUGCAUGCUACGCCAUAAACGGUCAUUAACUAUCUAUUACUGCUAAAAAUGUCAGGGCAAUGCGGGUAUCGAGGUACAGUUGAACUGAGUGCAGGUACCAGGCGGUUCUACAUAUGGCCAACUAGCUAACCGGGCUGUUGCGACUACAGCGUCGUCCAUUGUCCAUUCACUCUCACUGCUAGCAUCGUAGCUACCAAGCUAGAACUGCUCAAUUUUCUCUCUUUGAGAUGUGGAAACAGUCAGACGUAGGCAUUUAACCACGUCACAGUUAGAAUGUUGAUGGUGUUCAUUCAUUAUUUAGUCGGCUAUCAUAUUCAACGAAGCAGGCUAACGUUAUUCCUGCUCCACCCGUCUCUGCCCAGCCGGUGAGCCUGCAAGCUGCCUCUGCAGUAAAACUAACCUGUCUUAUUUUUAUAAAACACAACACCGCAGACGCGCAGAGUACAAAGUAGCUGCAGAGCUAUGGACACGGAGGGGAGGAUGUCUUCACCACAGUACUACACCCAGGACAGUAUUACUCGCUUCAAGAAAAGAAAAGCCCGCUUCUCUUUCAGCGAAGUCCACAUACUGUUGGAUGAAGUGAGGAAGCAUCGGAUGGUUGUUGUGGGGAAAUUCAAUCGUGGUGUGCAAACAGACGUGAAGAAGCGCACAUGGGCAGAAAUCACUGCACGUGUCAAUGAGAUUGGGGAGUGCCAACGGGAGGUCAUCGAGGUCAUCAAGAAAUGGUCCGAUCUGAAGUGUGACACCAAGCGGAAAGUGGCUGCCAUGCGGUCAGGGACGGUGCCCAACAGGGGCCUCAACUCUCGUCUAUCACGAGACCUUAAUCAGACUGAGAAAAUAGUGCUCCAGAUUCUGGAGAUGGACAAAGAAGACCACAGCUCCGCUGACUUGGGCCCUCUGGGAGAUGACGACUAUGUGCCAGAUGAGGAAGAAGAAAUGGAUGAGGAAGAUAUGAUUGGAAUGCAGAGUUCUCCUAAUGGUGCAUUGGACGGAGCUAUGCCUCCAGCAACUAGGAACACUUCACAAUCUCCCUUUGAUUUGCAGUACGAGGUACCGGCAGCAGAAGAUGCUGAAGAGGCAUUCGGAGACUCUGAUGAGGAUGACCAAAGGGAUGAAGCGCUUCCUUCUCACCAGGCUGCCAAACCAACAGAGGAUUACCAAGGAAACAACGGCAUCCAGAAACACGGACAGCCGCAGACGUCCUCCGCCCCGUCGGCAUCGACGACCACGGCCCCAACGCCAGGUCGGCCCGCGCAGAGCACUCAGGACGGCAUUCUGCACAGUGCAUCGUUGAGCCUGCAGGAACAGCACGCCACCAACAUCCUGCUGGAGACGGUGUCGCGCUCCCUGGAGCUUCUGUCCGAGUCGGUGCAGCAGCUGGCAGAGACCCAGCAGGAGUUUGUGCGUGACACGCUGCAGCUCCAGCGGGAGACGGUGCAGGUUCUCAGAGACUUCACUGGCGGAGCCAUCGCGCUCAUGCACGACAAAUUGAACGGGCGCCCGGCGUUAUAGCGACACAGUCUCAGAUGGAGAUGCUGGGUGGUAGUUCCACCUCCUGGUGCAGGAACCUUUAGGGUCCAUGACCGUUGGACUCCACCGAUGGUUACUGUCUGUUUUUAAAGUGCCCAACAGAUUUUCAGUUCUAUUUCAAAACUGUUAGUGGAAACAUUGCAUCGAUGGGUUUACUUUUAGGCAACAGGACAACUGAUUGAGAAAGUAAUCAAUGUGAGCCAUGAGAACAGAACAUGUGGAGGUUUUGGGGGUUUUUUGCUACUGAAAUUGAGUCUCCUACCACUUAUGCUGUAUAGCAUUUUUUUCAUCAAGCACGCACCAUGGUUAAAACUUUUCCAUUCUUUUAACAUUGACAUACAAAGAAGUUUUCAUUUUUAAAAAGUCUGGUCUAAUCCCUCUGUGUCCUGGUAUCAGUUUGUGGUUGCAUCAGUGUGUAGAGAUGAUCUCAUGUACUACAAUGGUGAUUAUAUUCUGCACUUGGCCAUUAUAUGGUCCAUAUGUCUGAAAGCUAAACAAAGUGUUAGAUCUUCUUGAAAAUGCCUGUAACUGAAUACUUUUUUUUGUACAUUGCAAACAUGAACUUGAAUUAGCAUCUAUUCAAUACUUCCUUUUAAAUAUGAAAUAAACCCCUGAUGUAUUUAAACAUAA
This is a messenger RNA of Pungitius pungitius (ninespine stickleback), 2341 nucleotides long. RefSeq lists its product as uncharacterized. The transcript is spliced from 5 exons. Gene Ontology annotation, cellular component: nucleus. Lineage: Eukaryota; Metazoa; Chordata; Actinopteri; Perciformes; Gasterosteidae. Bases 644 to 1693 code for a protein of 349 amino acids. The record is from RefSeq and is a predicted model, not a curated record.